Molecule: messenger RNA, 2683 nt
Organism: Musca domestica (house fly)
Lineage: Eukaryota; Metazoa; Arthropoda; Insecta; Diptera; Muscidae
Product: synaptic vesicle glycoprotein 2B
Exons: 10
Coding region: 659-2323 (554 amino acids)
Biological process (GO): transmembrane transport
Molecular function (GO): transmembrane transporter activity
Source: RefSeq, a predicted model, not a curated record
GAAACAAAAACAAAAUAAACUGCCACGAAAAAAAGCCACUAACAUGAAAUGAAUGAAUUUACUGUCGUGUGUCGUCUCUUCUUUGCCAGGUUUUAAAAAUGCUUGUAAAGUUUCCAGAGGAACCAGUCCAGACGUGACAUUCAAACCGAUACAAAGCCAUUGUCAGAACAUUUCUUCCCCAUUCAAAUCAAGGGGCAAAAACAUCAUCAUCGGGCGGAACAAAGAAAAUUCAAAUCUCCCCUCCACCUCUCCCCCAACCGAACUAUCCACCCAGAACCCUGCCCAUAGCAGAAAACAACAAAUCGAAUAGCAUAUUCGUUAAAAAAAAAAAUUAAAAAAAAAUAAAAACAAAAAAUAACGAUCCUUAAUUGAAAUACCCAACAGAAUAUGACCAUUAAUAAAAGUCCAAGUUUUGAGUGAAUUUUUCUUCAACAACAAAGUGCAAAUUAAUUGAAACAAAAGAAAACGCAAAUAAAUAACAAAGAAUAGUGCAUCUGGAAGCCAGAGGCUUGAUUUGUGUUUAAAAAAAUAAAAGUUUUGAAAAAAAAUAAAAAUUUAUUAAAAGUGAUUAAGGAAGUCAUAUUAAAUUAACAGAUUUUUUGUGAAUUAUUCAAGUAUUAUCUCAACGUUUUUCCAAAGGAAUAUUCCAAAAUAAAUUAUGGCUGUCACAGAUGUUAACAACGAUGACGAUCCAAAUACCAACACCACAUGCGAUAAGACGAAAGAGCUCAGUGAACCUGCAGAUUUCGAAAAGGCCAUAAAUGAAGCGGGAUUUGGUUUAUUUAAUCUUCUACUACUUUUCGUGGCAAUACCAGCAACGUUGGCAAAUGUCUUCUCGACCACAACAAUGGCAUAUAUUCUGCCCAUAGCUGAAUGUGAUCUCCGAUUGACGCUCUUCAAUAAGGGAAUGCUGAAUGCGGCCACCUAUGCUGGUAUGAUUGCCUCAGCCAUUGUUUGGGGCUAUCUGGCCGAUACACAGGGUAGAAAGAAAAUUCUCGUCGUUGGCUAUUUGGCAGAUGCGGUGUGUGUAGUUUGCAGUUCCCUGUCGCAGAAUUUUGUUAUGUUGGUAUCCUUUAAAUUUUUGGGAGGUCUGAUAGUUAAUGGGCCGGGAGCUGUUUUGUUUACAUAUUUGACAGAAUUACAUGGUUCCAAACAUCGUCCUAGGGUCUUGAUGAUAUUGGGUAUGGUGCAAUCGUUUGGUACCUUAAUAUUGCCAAUUUUGGCCUGGUUGGUUUUGCCCAGAGACUGGGAAUUUAAGAUCGAUGAUUUUAAUGUCCACACCUGGCAAAUAUUCCUGUUUAUCUGUGCCCUACCCAGUCUCAUAACUGGUCUUAUCCUUAUAAUUUUACCCGAAAGUCCCAAGUUUUUAAUGUCUCAGGGACGCAAUAUGGAGGCACUAAGAGCAUUUCAGAAAAUUUAUGCUUUCAAUACAAGGAAACCAAAAACUUCAUAUCCGAUCCAACACCUUAUCGAAGAAGUGCCCACACGUGAUACAAAUGCCAAUGAUGUCAUAUUUACCAUUGAGAAUAAACUACAAUCGGCAGAUGCGGAAAAUGCCGCCAAACAAAAGGCGAAACGACCACACCGCUCAAUGGCACAGAGUCUGCGCGAAGGUUGGCAACAGGCCAAACCAAUGUUUCAAAAACCAUUGCUCUCUAGGUCACUGCAUGUCUAUCUAAUGCAGUUCUGCAUUUUAUUGGGUUUGAACACCAUUCGAUUGUGGUUGCCACAAUUGUUUGCAUCAAUUGCUGAAUUCGAACACGAAUAUGCCGACACAGAUGAAUCGGCAAAUCUCUGUGUCAUCUUAGAUUAUAGUGUGAAUAAGACAGCCACGGCUAUAGCCACCUACACUGGAGAAUGUACGGCGAAUAAGGAUGUAUCCGUCGAUACAUAUUUGAACAAUAUAAUUGUAGCUAUUGUGGGUUUGGUUGGUUACUGCUUUGCCGGGCUAAUUGUGCGGGCCCUGGGACCAAAACGUUUAUUGACUUAUGGACUGCUAAUAUCUGGAAUAUUGGGUUUCAGUCUGUUUUGGUCUAACAGCGGCCUAACCACAUUGAUAAUAUCUGCCUUGUUUAUAACCGUUUGCAGUAUAUCAACCUCAUCGCUGUUGGGUAUGGUUGUGGCCAUAUUUCCCACAACAUUAAGAACAAUGAUUGUGGCCAUAGCCAUGAUGUUUGGACGGUUGGGUGCCUUGUCGGGUAAUUUAAUGUUUCCCGUGCUGGUGGAAAUCGGCUGUGUUCCGCCAUUUAUAAUGGUUGGCGUGGUGUUGAUAUUUUCAAGUGCCUUAUCCUGCAUAUUACCGAAGAAAACAACCUUUACAUAGGACUCUUAUUAGUUAAAUUGAAAUUAGAACAAAGUACUUAAUCUAUAUACAUACGGUAUUUUAGAAUAAUUAUAGUCAUUGUUUGGAGGAGGAUUGUGGAGUUCAGUUCAUGUGAAUUGUUUACGAUUUGAAAUGUUGAACAAAUUAACUCAAAUGAUAAUCUCUAGAAAGUGAUAUAAUUUUAUUUUUGUCCGCUGGAAAUUGAGAGAUCUAAUUCGAGUCGUAAACCUUGCGAUGGUUGUUGUCAUAUAUAAUUUGAAUGUGAUUUUUUAUCUUAUCAUAGUAGAUCAUAAAAUUGUAUUUUUUUAUAAAAUUAUUUUAUAAAACUAUGUAAAUAAAGAUUUAAUAAUUUAAGAAAUA